Olea europaea var. sylvestris is the source of this 697-nucleotide messenger RNA. Its product is annotated as monothiol glutaredoxin-S2-like. The record is from RefSeq and is a predicted model, not a curated record. Bases 139 to 447 code for a protein of 102 amino acids. The transcript has a single exon. Lineage: Eukaryota; Viridiplantae; Streptophyta; Magnoliopsida; Lamiales; Oleaceae.
CAUACACAAGUCUUGAUCUUUCAUAUCAAACAUCUUUCCGAGAUUCCCAACUAUUUAUCAUCGGGUUUCGUGCUUUUUGAGUCGGUUUUUCGACUACUUUCCAUUCGGGUUUUUUCCGGAUAGUUUCGAGGUCAAGAAAUGGAUGCCGUAAUGAGAUUGACGACAGACAAACCAGUGGUGAUAUUCAGCAAAAGCUCUUGUUGUAUGUGUCACUCCAUAAAAACACUUCUAUGCAGUUUUGGUGCAAACCCUACAGUUUAUGAACUUGAUGAACUUCCCGAUGGACAGCAACUAGAAACAGCACUGCAGACAUCAGGACGAAGGCCAACUGUACCAACUGUGUUCGUUGGACAGGAGUUGACUGGAGGGGCCAAUGAGAUUAUGAGUCUUCAUGUUAAGGGCAAACUAGUCCCCUUGCUCAAGAAGGCUAAAGCUAUAUGGAUUUAGCCUCUUCAUUGUUAGCAGUUGUUACCUAUUCGUAUGGAGAAAGAGACGAGUAAUUUUAAGUGGAAAUCAUUACGUAACAGCAGACGAGACGAGACAAGACGAGACGCGAUGCGACGAGAAGGGAAAAGUUACUUUUAGUAGUUAUUGAGCAUCUUUUUGUGUAUCAUGCUCAAAUGACUACUGUAUGUUUAACCUUCCAUUAUGUAUCUUUUUCUCAUUUUAACUAAGUAAUGUGACAGUUUAGUACUUA